Messenger RNA from Marchantia polymorpha subsp. ruderalis, 1814 nucleotides. NCBI's taxonomy places the organism in Eukaryota, Viridiplantae, Streptophyta, Marchantiopsida, Marchantiales, Marchantiaceae. The record is from the annotation of a GenBank genome assembly.
CACACAUAAUUCGGUUGUCAUAAGAAGUGGAGGGCUGAAAACUCCAACACACAUCGAGUGCCGAGAAAGGCCUUUUGCUCAGGACAUUAGACAUAAACUGAACAACUCAGAGGCAUCUGCGCAUGCUUGCCCCAGCUUUCUGUUUCAGUCCAUUGUGAUGAAGAAGGAGCAGAGGGUCAAAUACUUCAACCAUUCGGUCCACACGUAAAGUGCGUUGACGAAGGGGAGAGAGAGAGAGAGGUAGUGACUAUGGAUCUUCACAUCACGCCCCCGGUCAUCGGCCGUUGACCGAGUAGCCGUCUCGUCUCGACAUUUUCGGCCGUCCUAAACUAGAAUUGAAAUCCGAUCAGAUCGCCGAGCGAAGCCCCACCAAAGAGAUCGCAUGACUGAAUGCAAGUCGUCAGUCUCGUCGGUCGGAACGAGAAGGGGGCCUAUCGUCGAUCGUCGCGGUGCCACGAACGAUGAGAGUGGCUUCCGAAGACAUCCAAGUUCAUCACUCGUGAUGAACACCACCUCCCCUCCGAGGAUCGAAUAUCGCAAUGCGCCACCACUCGAUCUGCAACUCGUGUCGCAUUAUCGCGAUGUGAAGCCUUCGUGCGAAGCACAAGAUUCGAGCGUUCAACUUGUCCGUCGCUUCCGUCGCUCGCGUAGCAACUAAACGGCGGCAUUUGCGAAUUUGGCUCACUCGGACUCUACCAGGUGUCCCCAGCUCGGUAUCGAUGCUAGAUAAGUUGCGAAUUUGUUCCGGGGCGUAAUUUGCUCCGAUCCGUCCGCAUCUCAAUUCAGCGACACGACAAGAAACGUGUCCGAUCCCGAUCUUCCGAGAGCGGUUCUCGCAGCGGAAGAGCGCGACCGAAAUGGCCGGGGCAAUGCCGGUCAGGCGAGGCUGAGCUUCGGGAAGCAUCUCGAGUCAGCGGAUGCGCUGCAUCUCACAGCAGCUCGUAAGUGCACUGGAGGCGAAGUUCACGCUCGAUUCUGUGGGUCCGGCCCCGGACGGCACACGCACUUUCAGCUGUGCUAUCUGCGUGUCUCACACAUUUCACAAGCUCCAUGACUUCCCUCCGAGCUUGUCUGCUACGGGCAGCUCGGCGACCGCUGAGUACUUUCAACCGGGCAUAUCCAAGUGACGGAUCCCAACUCCUGGCCUGGCAUGGCAUGGCAUGACUCUCCGGGCCAGAGAUUUCUGAUUUCUGACCCGCCUCCUAUUAUUGGCGACCACGACCUGCGUUUAAAACACUGCCCUACAGUUCUCAGACUAUCAUCAUGUACAAGCUAGAUCCGAGCUUUUGGCCCCGUCGGCAGCAUGAGAGCCCAUCCUGCUUCAUUCAUUCGGUGCAGUGUGGCCCAAUUCUACUCUCACUUAAAAUUAUCUAAUUCGAGCAGCAGUUCUGUGAUGGGCGUGCAUUAUUUUGUAGAUAAAUAAUAAGACUAUUGGUCUCAGUCGGAGCCUGAAGAGCAUGCACCUAAUGCGCUGCGAGGACCUCGUAUAACAGUUUACAGCAUUUUGUUCGAGCUUAUCGUCUCUCGAGCUAGACUCGGUCGCAUUGUAGCUCUCUUGAGCCCGACGCUUACUCAUCGUGGAGCAUCGUGCUGGCGACGAGUCGGCACUUGCCGAGCCUCAGUUCGUGCCGUGCAGAAAAGUCUGGGCUGCACUGCUGAUCACCUCUCCUCUUCUCUCCUCUCCGUCUGGCUGUCAAUACUGUUCGCCCACAUCGUCCACGUUAUCGGAAAACUCUGGGAAUUUGGUGCCCAUGGUUUACUGCCUGCUGUAUAUCCAAUGCUGCAGGCUUGUUGCUCGGGAGAAGAGGCGUGAG